GGGUUGAACUCAGCAUUGUUGUCAUGGGGGUCCCCAGGCUGGGCCCCAGGGCUGGGAGAGAAAGGAGUUGGGGAGCUCCCACAGUGGAGCUAUGAAAUGGCACGGCCCCUACAGCCUGGUCCUUGAACCUCUGACCCCUUCCUACCACCACCCCACCUGAACUGCUGCCUGACUCCAACCUCAGCCAGGACACUUCGCCUCCCUGGCCUUGGUUUCCUGGUUUGUACAGUGAGGGGGUGGGACCCUGUCAGCUCUGAGCAUUCUUGAUAUUUUGGGCAGGACCUGCUACAUCAUUUGCAGGGCCCAGUGCGAAAUGAAAGUGUGGAGCUCCUGGAACAAGAUCAAGACUUUCAAGACGGCAGCAGCUGGGCAUUAGACCGAGCGUGGGGACCUGUGUGACUGCGCAGGUCACAUGCCCAGGAAGCCAGCCCUGGCUGUGGGCUCUGCAGGCUGCAGCAAGGGAGAUGGCAGUGUAACUUGGGAUCUGACUCCUGAGGCUCUGGUGCAAGACAAGCAGUGGUAGCGGCAGGGUGCCCUUCCUCCCCACCAGGCUCCUCCAGGGAGCUAGACCAGAAAGCCCUUGUGGAGACAGGGGGUGGGACCUGUACCUGAUGGCCUUUCUUCAGAGAGGUUUCUGUUUCCUCUUGAGUCAGGAAUCACCCUAGAGGCACUGUUUCUUAGCCCAUAGGAGCUAGAACUUGCCACCCCCCACCCUACACACUUGCCUUCUCCAUGCAAGUGGCUCAGAGCUGAGUUUCCCCGACUAGGGCAGGAGUAGGACUCCUGAGAGACAGUGUAGCUAAGGGAGUCACUCUGGUAUGAGGCAGAUAUGAGUUUAACUUGGCUUCUGGCUGUGUAACCUCCUUUGCCUCACUUUCUGUCAUCUUUAAAAUGGGAUUAUGGUGGUACCUAGCUAAAAUUGUUGGGUAGACCAAAGCCUGAUAAUGCAGACUUCAUAUUCACUGGAGAGGCUGGCGAAAGGGAGACUUGUUGCCAGAAGGAGAAUUCCUGGGUCUCUGGAGAAGGAGGAACUCGGCUCAGGGCAUUGAAUCUAACACUUCCAGAGAGGUGGGAAUAGGGCAAGGACUGGGAGGGUGGGGCUGGAACCUCCUUCCCCAAGCCCCACCCACCCUAUCAGAGCUCCUCCCAGAGACCCAGAAAAGACGAUUUGUUCAAGCAGAGAGGUCCCAGAGCAGGUUAGGCUCUGAGGUGGGGUCUGGGUGGGAGUUUCCCUUGAUUCUGAGAGUCUACAAAAUGUUCUCUGGGUGGCUUAGACCAUGGCUUCUCCCAAGGAUCUGGCAACAAGACUCCAUGAGAGUCUGGGGAAGUCUUAGAGCCGUCUGGUGACAGCCUCUGGCUGAGCAUGGCCCUUCCAGCCCUGGGCCUGGACUCCUGGAGCCUCCUGGGCCUUUUCCUCUUCCAGCUGCUUCUGCUGCUCCUGCCACCACCGACGACUGCACGGGGUGACGGGCAGGGGCCCACACCCAGGGUCAAAUACUACGCAGGGGAUGGACGCAGAGCUCUUAGCUUCUUCCACCAGAAGGGCCUCCAGGAUUUUGACACUCUGCUCCUGAGUGGUGAUGGAGACACUCUCUAUGUGGGGGCUCGAGAGGCCAUUCUGGCUUUGAAUAUCCAGGAUCCAGGGGUACCAAGGCUGAAGAACAUGAUACCCUGGCCAGCCAGUGACCGAAAAAAGAGUGAAUGUGCCUUUAAGAAGAAGAGCAAUGAGACACAGUGUUUCAACUUUAUUCGUGUCCUGGUCUCCUUCAAUGCCACCCAUCUCUACGCCUGUGGCACCUUCGCCUUCAGCCCUGCUUGUACCUUCAUUGAACUCCAAGAUUCCAACCUGUUGCCCAUCUCGGAGGACAAGGUUGUAGAGGGGAAAGGCCAAAGCCCCUUCGACCCCGCCCAUAAGCACACGGCUGUCCUGGCAGAUGGGAUGCUCUAUUCCGGCACCAUGAACAACUUCCUGGGCAGUGAGCCCAUCCUGAUGCGCACACUGGGAUCCCAGCCUGUCCUCAAGACGGACAAUUUCCUCCGCUGGCUGCAACCGGACGCCUCCUUCGUGGCAGCCAUCCCUUCGACCCACGUCGUCUACUUCUUCUUCGAGGAGACAGCCAGCGAGUUUGAGUUCUUCGAGAAGCUCCACACAUCCCGGGUGGCCAGAGUCUGCAAGAACGACGUGGGCGGCGAAAAGCUGCUGCAAAAGAAGUGGACCACCUUCUUGAAGGCCCAGCUACUCUGCGCCCAGCCGGGGCAGCUGCCCUUCAACAUCAUCCGUCACGCUGUCCUGCUGGCAGACAAUUCCUCCACCGAUCCCUAUGUCUACGCUGUCUUCACCUCUCAGUGGCAGGUUGGUGGGACCAGGAGCUCUGCUGUCUGUGCUUUCUCACUCAAGGACAUCAAGCAUGUCUUUGAGGGGAAGUAUAAGGAAUUGAACAAAGAGACUUCACGCUGGACUACUUACGGGUUCUCUGAUAUCAGUCCUCGGCCAGGCAGCUGCUUGGAGGGCCCCUCCUCUGAUAAAGCCUUGACCUUCAUGAAGGACCAUUUCCUGAUGGAUGAGCCGGUGGUGGGGACACCCCUGCUGGUGAAGUCUGGUGUGGAGUACACACGGCUUGCGGUGGAGACAGCCCAGGGCAUCGAUGGGAAUAGCCAUCUGGUCAUGUACCUGGGCACCAGCACAGGAUCCCUCCACAAGGCUGUGGUGAGUGGGGACAACAACGCUUAUCUGGUGGAGGAGAUCCAGCUGUUCCCUGACCCUGAGCCUGUUCGCAACCUGCAGCUGGCCCCCACCCAGGGCGCAGUGUUUGCAGGCUUCUCAGGAGGCAUCUGGAGGGUUCCCCGAGCCAACUGUAGUGUCUACGACAGCUGUGUGGACUGUGUCCUUGCCCGGGACCCUCACUGUGCUUGGGACCCAGAGUCCCAAAUCUGCCGCCUCCUGCCCACCCCCAUCCCGAAGUCCUGGAAGCAGGACAUGGAGCGUGGGAACCCAGAGUGGGCAUGUGCCAAUGGCCCCAUGGGCAGGAGCGGAAGGCCUCGGAGCCGCCCCCAAAUCAUUAAAGAAGUCCUGGCUGUCCCCAACUCUAUCCUGGAGCUCCCCUGCCCCCACCUCUCAGCUCUGGCCUCUUACCACUGGAGUCACGGCACAGCAGCGAUCCCGGACAUCUCUUCCACAGUCUACCAUGGCUCCCUCUUGCUGCUACUGCGAGAUGGGGUGGGGGGUCUCUAUCAGUGCUGGGCCACUGAGAAUGACUUCUCAUACCCUGUGGUCUCCUACUGGGUGGACAGUCAGGACCAACCCCUGGCCCUGGAUCCUGAACUGGCGGGCAUUCCCCGGGAACGCAUGGAGGCCUCGCUGACCACAGUCGGUGGUGGGGCUGCCCUGGCUGCCCCGCGGUCCUACUGGCCCCACUUCCUCACCGUCACUGUACUCCUUGCCUUAGUGCUUUCAGGAGCCCUCAUCCUCCUCCUCGCCUCCCCUUUGGGGGCACUCCGAGCCCGGGGCAAGGUCCAAGGCUGUGGGACCCUGCCCCUCGGGGAGAAGGCCCCAUUGAGCAGGGAGCAGUGCCUCCAAUCCCCCAAGGAAUUCAGGACCUCUGCCAGUGAUGUGGACGCUGACAGCAACCUCCAGGGCACUGAGGUGGCUUAAACUCUGGGUACAAGCUGGAGCUGUCGGGUAGGGCAGGGCGCCUGGCCGUGCUGGCUGGGGGUACCGGGAGCAGUGCAGCCCUGACUAGGGUGGGAGUAGCACAAAAGACCACCUUCCUCCCACAAGAGGACCUUCUCUGCCAUUCUGUGCCACCGAUAGCACUCAGUGGGACUGGGCACAGCGGUCUGACUCCCCUAUGGGACUCCCUUCUGCCAAGCACGUGGCCUCUCUAAUGGGGGCUGCCCCAGACCUGGACCUAGGCUAUGAUAGGAGGACCUAGAGAGGAUCCUUCAGUUCUGGCCAUUCCGGGAUCUUCCAGAAACAUACUGCUACAGGAGACCCUAAAACACCAAACACCUAAGCAACUGUAAGAUGGCACACCACACCUGGAGACUCCACUCUAAAAGCAGCUGUCACCUUGGACACCAACACUCCCCUCUCCCAAGGCUCUCCAGGACUCUGCAGGGAGCUGCUCCCUUCCUGCUCCCCUUAUCAACUCAACCAGGGAGGCCUUUCCUGAAGUCUCACCUCCUUCCGUCUUGCUUCAGUUGGGGCAGAUUUAACCCCUUCUGGCCUGGCUAGAGCACAGGGGUAAUCUGAGCCUUGUUCACUCCUUUUCCCUGUCUGACCCCUGGACCCCUUUCCUCUCCCCUCUCCUUUGUUUUGGGAUUCAAAAACGACUUGUCACAGACAGUUUAUUUUUUAUUAAAAAGACAAAGCUUA
This is a messenger RNA of Globicephala melas (long-finned pilot whale), 4375 nucleotides long. RefSeq names its product semaphorin 4A (gene SEMA4A). Gene Ontology annotation, biological process: negative chemotaxis; negative regulation of axon extension involved in axon guidance; positive regulation of cell migration. The record is from RefSeq and is a predicted model, not a curated record. Gene Ontology annotation, molecular function: chemorepellent activity; semaphorin receptor binding. Gene Ontology annotation, cellular component: plasma membrane. Lineage: Eukaryota; Metazoa; Chordata; Mammalia; Artiodactyla; Delphinidae.